AUCACAGCGUGAUACAGAUAUUUAAAGUUUGAGACAUAUUUUUGGUCCAGUUUUUGAAACUUUAUUCAUUAAGUAUUUGGGCAUUCUGCCCUGACUGAAAAACCAAAACAUUUAGAUCUCAGAGUUUUGAUUUGAAGUCAUACCGAUUUGGUAAUCAGCAGUCAGGUGAACAUGACAAACCCAUCAGCUCUCAUCCUGAAGAUAGCCUUGCUGCUACUGCCACUGCAAGGCACAGAUGCAGAGCCGGAAAUACUUAUCAGUAAGCAAGAUAUUCACUUGGGAGAAGAGAUCGUUAUGUUGUGUAAAGUGGGGGAAGAGGGAGAAAUAGCGUGGCAUCUCAAUGGGGAAGAAAUCGAUCCAGACAGGGUGGAAAAAAUAGAUGAGCUUUCCUCUAAAUUGACCGUUAAGAAAGCCACGAUGCAGGAUGCAGGCAGGUAUACCUGUCAUUGUGAAUAUGACAACGGACACACCGAGGAAAAGGGGCUACAGCUGUAUGUUCAUGAGGGUCCAUCAUUUGGAAGCACCAAAGUCUACCAUGAGUUUCUGGAGGGUAAAGACAGUGUGGUGCCAUGCCUGGUGAGCGGCCGGCCAGCAGUGGAUGUUCACUGGCUCAGAGACAAAGAAGAAAUCCCCUCUAAUGCAGGAAUGCGUGUGCGUCAGCUGCCUGAUAACUCAUUGCUCAUUGAAAAAGUGAGGAGAGAGGAUGCUGGGACAUACGUGUGUCAGGGUCAGAUCAGAGGAAGGCAGGUCUACGCGCCACUCUCUGUCUCUGUUGUCGUUAAUGCUCCUCCUACUGUGCGUAUAAGAGAAGAGGUGAAAAAGGUGCUGGCUGGCCCAGAAAUGAACGUUUCUCUGUUGUGUUUGGUGUCUGGUCAACCAAAACCCAACAUCAGCUGGACCAUGCCACAGCCAUUCGACCCUUCACGUCAUGAAUUUAACUCAGACAGCAGCCAGUUGACUAUAAGGUCUGUUGCCAGGAAUGACUUCGGAGAGUACAUCUGCACUGCUACCAACAAGAUAUCUGAAAGCAGUGCUACCAUUAUGCUCCAUGUUUAUGAGGCCCCAGAGGUGAUUGUGUCAGCAGAGCAGCAGAGUGUAUCAGUGGGAGAGAGUGUGUCUGUAUCCUGUAAUGUCUCUGGCCAUCCUCAGCCUGAGAUGCACUGGCUCAACAAGCACACUGGACACACAGUGGACUCUACCACUGAUCGUGUCCGUGCUGUUAAUGGUGCGUUGGUGAUUGAUGCAGUAGUGCCCUCUGAUGGUGGAGUGUAUUCCUGCAUGGCUAUCAGCACCUCUGGAAAUGCAUCACGAGACGUUGCAAUAUACACCCAGCCCGGUCUGCCGCAAUGCCUGUCAGGCUCACCUGGACCAUCCUCAGUCCACUUCUCCUUCAGACACUCACCCAUCAGUGGAGGAACACCAAUCACAAAUUUUGUUCUGCAGUGGAGGCAAAGUGCAGUGGAACAGUGGAAGGAGAUUACAGUCCCAGUUUCAGGUCCCCUAGUUAUCGACAAUCUCAGGCCGUACACAUGGUACACAGUGCGCAUGGCUGCCAUGAAUGCAGUGGGAGUGGGACAGUUCUCAGAAGCAAACACUGUCCGCACCCAAGGAUCACGUGAACCAGACAGUCCAGUUUUGUCGACCGAUGAGAAGAAAAUAGAGGGCAACUCCUUCUCUGUCCCACUGAAACUGUUGGAAGAUGGUGGAAAUCCUCUGCUGCAGUUCAACGUACGGUACAAACAGGAUAAAGAGGGAGCUGAGUGGAAAGAGAUGCAGCUGCCGUCUGACUCUGUCACUGUCUCACUUCAAGACCUGUCCUAUGGCUCAGACUAUGUACUGGAAGUGUCAGCAGUCAACUCUAAUGGUUCCUCUAUCCCUACCAUCUUCAACUUCACCAUCUCAGGACAGUCUGGCAAAGGCAGCAGCCAGAGCAUGACUAAAGGCAGUGUGGUUGGCAUUGUCAUGGUGAUCUUCCUGGUGGUAUUCCUGGUGGUAGACGCCACCUGCUGCUACACAAAUCGAUGUGGCCUGCUUAUGUCUAUUGCUGUAAAAUUCUUUGGUCAGAACGUCCCAGGCCUCAAAAUGCUUGAAGGAGACGAAACCACUAAUGGAGAAGUGAACCUGAAGGGUUUGCCAACUCCCAUAGGCAGUGUGCAAAAUGACGGGAUUCAGACACUCAGUAAAGAGGCGGGGCAGCUCACAGAGGUCACCUGCGACAAGGCUCCCCUUACUAAAAACGAGAAAAACGUGCACACUGCCCAUGCAUGAGUCCAGAAACAACAAAUAAGAAGUAUAAACCAGCACUGCACUAAGUGUAGACGAGAAGAGAAGAUAUCAAACGAUCAUCCAGUCUUAAUAACUGAGUGAGAAUUGUCAGCGAUUUCUGCAUUCAAUAAAACUGCUGUGGGAAAGGUCAAUCAUUACUGACAGACAGCAGGGAAAUACUGUUGUCUGUGAAGGUUCUUAAAACUGGGCUGUUUCAGACGUCAGUACUGUUGGAGUUAGAGGACAGUUCACAUAGAGACUGACACAGGCUAUAGACAAGAGAUGAUGACCUUUUGCAGUUUUAUUGUUGUUCUGUGUGCUCUGAUUUAGACUAGUUUAAAAGACAAAAAUCUCAUUUAACAGGGUUAUCGUGAUGUCUGUGUUUUACAGGGUAAAAUUCUUGGUCUUAGAAAUUCAUCUUCAAAUUGCUAUAUUUUCUAAAAGUCCUUUUGAAUGUUGUACACAGACACAUGAACUUAUUUUAUUCCUCUUUGUUAAACAUGCCAUAGUAUCCUCUGUGAUGUAUUGAAAAUAUUUGUCUCUGUUAAUGAUGGUAUUCUUGUAUAUCUUUUUAUCGUUAUGAACUUUUUAUUAUUAACGUGCAUCAUGGCUGCUCUAAUGUAAGACUAAACAGUUUAUAUGUUCAGAUGAAAUAACUCUGUAUCCUGAUACUAGCUAGUAUUUUUGAAUAAUAUAGAGGGCAUUUUCAGCUUAAACCGAACGUAUCUAACCUCCAUACCAUACAUGAGAGAAAUGUAUCAUGGCAGGCUUGAAAAUUGAAGCCAGUUUUGACUUUAUAAGCAGCUUUACUGUAAAGCACUUUUUUCUGAAGGAAUUUUAGAAAUGGUCGGCAGCUAACACUGACACAUAGGGGACCUGUAAAUAAAAGCAACUUUUAUCAUGAGUAGUACCUGUAAUAAUAGGCAACAUGUAAAGCAUUUAUACACUCAACAAAGUUGACUCAUGCAGUUUGUAGUUAUAUUCAAUAUCAAUAUUUACAGUAAACAAAUAUGUUCAAGAGAAAAUCCUUUGAGCAAAAUAUUUAACUCUGUUAUGACUUUUAUAAAGAUACUUUUACUAUCAAAACACUUGUCAUAUUGAAGUAUAUCAUGCUUGCCAGUGGCUUCAUCUUAAUGAAGUGCUUUGAUAUUGUUGUAAUUUUGUAUUAAACACUGUACAUGGCUGUGAAUACACAUAUUGUUACUUCUUUGCGUUUGAUUAAAACAUGAACCCUACAAUAGAUUUAUGUCUUUUGUGCUCACCAAAUAAAAGAUUG
Messenger RNA from Centropristis striata (black sea bass), 3541 nucleotides. It is a transcript of the gene ncam3, whose product is annotated as neural cell adhesion molecule 3. Gene Ontology annotation, biological process: cell adhesion. Lineage: Eukaryota; Metazoa; Chordata; Actinopteri; Perciformes; Serranidae. Gene Ontology annotation, molecular function: protein binding. The record is from RefSeq and is a predicted model, not a curated record. The coding region runs from base 172 to 2268 and encodes 698 amino acids. The transcript is spliced from 16 exons. Gene Ontology annotation, cellular component: membrane.